AUGGAUAGCUUCUUCUUCCAUGUUGCCUUGCUUUGUAGUUUUGCACUCACUGCCCAUAACAUAUCUACUGAUCAAUCUGCCCUUCUUGCCUUAAGUGCCCAAAUCACUUAUGAUCCUCAUGCCAUUUUAGCCGAGAAUUGGACGACCAAUAAUGCCUCGGUUUGUAACUGGAUUGGGGUUACUUGCGGUCUAAUCCACCAGAGAGUCAAGUCCUUGAACCUUUCGUUCAUGGAUCUCGGAGGCCGCCUUCCUCCACAACUAGGAAACCUCUCGUUCCUUGUUUCUCUCGACCUCCGUGGCAACCAUUUCCAGGGCGGUUUACCCCGGGACCUGGUGCAUUUACGCAGGCUGAGAUUUAUGAGUUUCGGAGACAAUAAAUUCAGUGGAGAGCUUCCUUCAUGGCUGGGGUAUUUGCCUCGGCUUAAAAUCUUGAUAUUGUCAAAUAACAGCUUCAGAGGAAGUCUCCCGAACUCCAUGUUUAACAUCUCAAAGCUGGAGAAGGUGGAGUUACGAUUUAAUCAACUCACAGGCGCUAUACCUGCAACAAUCUUCAACAUUACAUCCCUGCAAGUGAUUGACUUCUGGAAUAAUAGAUUAACUGGAAAUCUUCCCCGGGAUAUCUGUCAAAGUCUGCCAAGACUCCGAGUGAUUUCUCUUUCUCAGAAUGGGCUGUCUGGCCAACUGCCACCAAGUCUGCCCCAGUGUUCACAGCUCCAGGUUUUAUCAUUGUUUCGGAACAUGUUCACCGGAGACAUACCUCGAGGGACUGGAAACAUGACGAUGCUCCAGGAGUUGGAUUUGAACUCGAAUCCUCUCAUGAAUCCUGGGACAAUACCAAGAGAAAUUGGGAACUUAACCAUGCUCACUAGAUUAGGCCUAGGAGACUUGAAUCUUCGAGGUACGACAAAAAUCCAAUUCUCUCAUGUUGUUUUGUUUUUGCUCUUGUUAUAUGCUGCUGGAAAAUCGUCAAUUUCUGACCAACUUUUCCGGCCACCGCCUCAAAAGUGGACGAAGAUUUAA
Molecule: messenger RNA, 1020 nt
Organism: Ipomoea nil (Japanese morning glory)
Lineage: Eukaryota; Viridiplantae; Streptophyta; Magnoliopsida; Solanales; Convolvulaceae
Product: probable leucine-rich repeat receptor-like protein kinase At5g63930
Exons: 1
Coding region: 1-1020 (339 amino acids)
Molecular function (GO): protein binding
Source: RefSeq, a predicted model, not a curated record